AUGUCAACGGGAAAAGUGUUUAUUUUAUUUAUAUGCUUUGGGGGAAUUUAUGGAGUACCUCUACGUUUUAAAAGGCACUAUCACUACUUACAAUUACCCUUUUGGAAUGUGCCCUGUGGCGAACCUGUGACUGAUAAUGUGAUAACCGGUGUAAGUGAACAGGAGAUUGAGGCUAGUUUGGAGAGAAUUAAAAAUCAACAUCAAAAUGCACUCUCGGAUUACCUCCAUCAUGAUUAUGAGUAUUUGUAUGAAAAUGUCAAAGUUGGGCCGAAGGAACAUCAGUUUAUUCCUAAUUGGGUUCCGGGGAAAAAGGAGAUUAUCGGCCACUUGCCAAAACUGCACGUUGACUUGCAGAAAUUUUCCGUGGCAAUUGACCAAAUGAUACAAGACGAGCCUACGGUCAGAAUCGGAGAAGCCUUGAAGAAGACCAAAAUUUACCUUCAAAUGAUGCUGUGUGAAAUUGAAAGCAGCAUUGCUAAUUUUGGAGAUUUAGAAAUUCCCGAGAGAAUAAGCAGAGACAUUAUGUCCGCGGAAGAAAGAGCUCCUAAUGACGAGACGAUACGUCUCGUCAGAGAUUGGGGAGUCAUGCUCAAGUACAAAAAUUAUUUACACGCUUGGAAGCAUGUUUUUGAUCAUUAA
Cotesia congregata is the source of this 639-nucleotide messenger RNA. Lineage: Eukaryota; Metazoa; Arthropoda; Insecta; Hymenoptera; Braconidae. The record is from the annotation of a GenBank genome assembly.